ACUGCCUUACACAGUGAUAGAGAGGAGGAGGAGGGAUGGAAAGCGCAUCCUCACAUCUAUCAGGGACUUAGACACCAUCCUGAGUGAAGUGAAGUGAUCACCCUCUACUCACCUGCUCUCACACUAGUGUCCCUCUGUGAUCACAGCCUGGUCUGGACCAGGGAGAUUCCCUCUACACCUAUACCACAGACUUCAAAACCUCUGGAAAACCCACUGGCUAACUAUCCUCAGCAGUGUGUAUCUUGUCCUGCUCAGCCAGUGGAAAUACCCAGUGUAACUGGUCUAUGUGGACCUGUUCACGUCUGGAUCUGCUUAACUGAUGUCUCCUCACUAAAACAACUGGGAUAUCCAGAAAGGACGAAUCAUAAAAUCCUGGUCUCUUUGAAUUGGACUGGACAUAUCAUAAUCUCAUAUGGGACAUAUCCAACAUGAUGACAAGUACGUGAAAAGAGAAGAAAGUUAACAUUGCAAUGGGGCCUGCUGCUGUAGUGAUGCCUCUGACUAGUUUUCUGUGAAAUAUGGAGAAAUCUGGUCCGAUGCUGGCCUCUAUUCCCAAUCGCACAGGGGCCAACCUCACAACUGGUCUAUGGGGACCCAACCCCACAGUCCCUGCAGAGGUGGGAGUGGUCACCAGCUCCCAGUCUCAGAUCAAAGAUCUGAUUGGGCUGUUUGCAAUGGUGACCCUUAAUCUCAUUGCCCUAUUGGCCAACACUGGAGUCAUGGUGGCCAUCGCCCGCGCCCCUCACCUGAAGAGGUUUGCCUUUGUGUGCCACCUGUGUGCAGUGGACCUGCUGUGUGCCAUCCUCCUCAUGCCCCUGGGCAUCAUCUCCAACUCACCCUUCUUUGGCACCGUGGUGUUCACCGUGUUGGAAUGCCAGGUCUACAUCUUCCUCAACGUGUUCCUCAUCUGUGCCUCCAUCCUCACCAUCACUGCCAUCAGUGUGGAGCGCUACUACUACAUCGUCCAUCCCAUGCGCUACGAGGUGAAGAUGAGCAUCAAUCUAGCCAUCGGCAUAAUGCUCCUCAUAUGGGUCAAGUCCAUCCUUCUGGCCCUGGUCACCCUGUUUGGUUGGCCUGCCUACGGGGCCCACAGCUCCAUCGCUGCCAACCACUGCUCCCUCCACUGGAGCCACAGUCGGUUGAGGAAGGUGUUCGCCGUGCUCUUCAGCGUGGUGUGUUUCCUGUUACCUGCCAUUGUCAUCUUUGCUGUCUACUGUAACGUGUACAAGGUGGCGCGCUCGGCUGCCCUGCAGCACGCACCAGCGACAACCACCUGGGCCUCGUCCAACCCAGCCAAACGUGCCAACCGUUCUGACUCCAUCAACAGCCAGACCACCAUCAUCACCGCCACACGCAGCCUGCCCCAGAGACUGUCCCCUGAGAGGGCAUUCAGCGGGGGUAAGGCUGCCCUCACCCUGGUGGUCAUUGUGAGCCAGUUCCUGCUCUGCUGGCUGCCUUACUUCUCCUUCCACCUGCACUUGUCCUUCAGAUCGUCCCUGCAGAGUCCCGGGGACGUGGAGGAGGCCGUCACCUGGCUGGCCUACUCCUCCUUUGCUGUCAACCCUUUCUUUUAUGGCCUUCUCAACAGACAGAUCAGGGAGGAGUUGGUCAAGUUCCGGCGCUGCUGCUCCUCUGGGCCGGUGGAGCUGGUGGCCUCCAGCCAUGAGGGCUCCUUUCAGGAGAACUUCCUCCAGUUCAUUCAGAGAACCAGCAGCAUGGCCGACAAGCGCUCCAGCUGCACCAACUCCAGCCCCAGGAACACUCUGGACCAGGGAAUCAGAAUACCUGGCCAGAUACCAGAGGAGCAUGGCUAAACAGAGGACAGUGGAUAGCACACUUCAAUUUGGACUGUUAAUAUGACAGCCAUCGGUACUCGUAGCACCCUGAGUUUUUCCUGAUUAUGUGUCCUGACCAGGAAAACUAUAGGGCCCUGAGAUUUUUCAAGUCAGAUCAUGUGGUUGGUAAAAACUCAAGCCCCUACUCAUAAGCUGUACAUAAUAUGCCUCUGAGUAGGUGUCCAUUAUUUAUUGGUAUGGGAUUCAUUCAGGUAAUGUCUCCAACACAAGACCAGUGUUUUAAUGUGAAAUAUGAAAUUAUUGUGACAGAAUUUCAUUGACUUUACCAUUGUUUCAUGACAGGCCUAAACCGAAACAUUCUGUUACAGUCUCCAUAUAUACUUCCAUUCAUUUUUUCAGCUGGUACCAAGGGACCUUCAGAUGAGUUUUGUAAGGCCUGUGGCCUCAACAUCAUGUUCGUUAGUCUCAUCUUUCCAUAGUUUGUAAGCCAAACCGUUGGUACGCUACAGAUGAUUUUGUGAGCAGACCGAUUUUCGGGAUUGUCUCGUGGUCUGACAAACAUCGCUCAAGUUUUGUCACCUUUCACCACAGAUGCAGAAUUGUGAUAUAGGCAGAUGUGGUGGAUUGAGAGGCAUCCGAUCCCAAAACAAACACAUUCCUAGCUUAAAUUGACAUAUUUUUAUGGGGAUUGUUUUAUUAUUACAAUUAGACUGACACAGGGGCGCGGACAUCGACCUUAGGGGGUUAAAGUGUAUGCUUGUUUCAUAUAAUGUUGUAUGAAUUAUAAACUCAGCAAAAAAAGAAACGUCCUCUCACUGUCACCUGCGUUUAUUUUCAGCAAACUCAACAUUUGUAACUAUUUGUAUGAACAUAAGAUUCAACAACGGAGACAUAAACUGAACAAGUUCCACAGACAUGUGACUAGUCCCUGAACAAAGGGGGGGUCAAAAUCAAAAGUAACAGUCAGUAUCUGGUGUGGCCACCAGCUGCAUUAAAUACUGCCGUGCAUCUCCUCCUCAUGGACUGCACCAGAUUUGCCAGUUCUUGCUGUGAGAUGUUACCCCACUCUUCCACCAAGGCACCUGCAAGUUCCUGGACAUUUCUGGGGAGAAUGGCCCUAGCCCUCACCCUCCAAUCCAACAGGUCCUAGACGAACAGUAUGGCUGGUGGCAUUGUCAUGUCAGGAUGAGCCAGGAUGUCAGGAUGAGCCUGCAGGAAGGGUACAACAUGAGGAGAGGGUGUCUUCCCUGUGAUGCACAGCGUUGAGAUUGCCUGCAAUGACAACAAGCUCAGUCCGAUGAUACUGUGACACACCGCCCCAGACCAUGACGGACCCUCCACCUCCAAAUCGAUCCCGCUCCAGAGUACAGGCCUCGUGUAAUGGUCAUUCCUUCAACGAUAAACGCAAAUUCGACCAUCACCCCAUGUGAGACAAAACCGCGACUCGUCAGUGAAGAGUACUUUUUGCCAGUCCUGUCUGGUCCAGCGACGGUGGGUUUGUCCCCAUAGGCAACGUUGUUGCACGUGAUAUCUGGUGAGGACCUGCCCUACAACAGGUCUACAAGCCCUCAGUCCAGCCUCUCUCAGCCUAUUGAGGACAGUCUGAGCACUGAUGGAGGGAUUGUGCAUUCCUGGUGUAACUCGGACAGUUGUUGUUGCCAUCCUGUACCUGUCCCGCAGGUGUGAUAUUGGGAUGUACCGAUCCUGUGCAGGUGUUGUUACACGUGGUCUGCCACUGCGAGGAUGAUCAGGUGCCGUCCUGUGUCCCUGUAGCGCUGUCUUAGGCGUCUCACAGUACAGACAUUGCAAUUUAUUGCACUGGCCACAUCUGCAGUCCCCAUGCCUCCUUCCAGCAUGCCUAAGGCACGUUCACACAGAUGAGCAGGGACCCUGGGCAUCUUUCUUUUGGUGUUUUUCAGAGUCAGUAGAAAGGCCUCUUUAGUGUCCAAAGUUUUCAUAACUAUGACCUUAAUUGCCUACCAUCUGUAAGCUGUUAGUGUCUUAACGACCGUUCCACAGGUGCAUGUUCAUUCAUUGUUUGGUUCAUUGAACAAGCAUGGGAAACCGUGUUUAAACCCUUUACAAUGAUGAUCUGUGAUGUUAAUUGAAUUUUUAGGAAUGAUCUUUUUUUGCUCAGUUUAUAUUCUGAAAUAACAUUUAUGGACGUGUUUACUCAUGUUUCCAAUGAACAGGAAAAAAGGUAUUGGAAUACUUUCCUAUUUUAAAAUUGUACAGCAGGAAUGUAAAGCUUCUAAUUAACUUUCUCUCAUUAACACAUUAUUUAAAUAAAGCAUAAUUACAAGAGUAACAACAAUAGAUUUAUCUUUUCUAAUAAUUACAAUAAUUAAAACCAUCUUACAGUGAAAAACUGUGUGUCAUGUGCAAGUAUAUAUUAAUGCAAGGGAUAAAAGGUCAAACUAGUAUAAAACAUCAAAACAGCAACAUGGAGAUUUAAAAAUGGAACCAUCCACCAUGAAGCUGAGGGAUGCCUUAAAUGUCGUCUGUGCCUGUCGUCAUGGAAAUGCAGUGAGGCAGUAGGCAUGGACACAGCAACAAGGUCCUCUGCUGCAGUGCUGGAUGCUAGACUUUUGAUCCAGUUUGGGAGAGCAUAGAGCGAAAGAGAGAGAGGCCUGAACCUGCUCUUGACAUUACACAGGCUGUGUGUCUCAUUACCCACAGCCUAUAGCUACAGACAUACAGCAUGACAGAGCUUAUUAUCAUCUGAAUAAAGCCAGUGAAAAAGACAGGCCAGCAUGAGACUUCUCAGUGAUUGAAUCUACCUGACUACAUAUAGUAGCCCUACUGAAGAGCUCAGUGACUUUCAACUUGGAACAGUCAUAGGAUGCCACCUUUCCAACAAGUCAGUUCAUCAAAAUUCAGCCCUGCUAUGGCUGCUCCGGUCAACUGUAAGUGAUUCUUAUUGUGAAGUGGAAACAUCUAGGAGCAACAAUGGCUCAGCCGGGGUGGUAGGCCACACAAGCUCACCGAAUGGGCCGCCGAGUGCUGAAGCAUGUAAUGUGUAAAAAUCGUCUGUACUCAGUUGCAAAACUUACUACAGAGUUCCAAACUGCCUCUGGAAGCAACGUCAGCACAAUAACUGUUCGGCGGGACAUUCACAAAAUGGGUUUCCAUGGCCGAGCAGCCGCACACAAUCCUAAGAUCAUCAUGUGCAAUGCAAAGUGUCGGCUGGAGUGGUGUAAAGCUCGCCGCCAUUGGACUAUGGAGCAGUGGAAAUGUAUUCUCUGAUGAAUCACGCUUCACCAUCUGGCAGUCCUACGGACUAAUCUGGGAUUGGCGGAUGCCAUGAGAACGCUACCUGCCCCAAUGCAUAGUGCCAACUGUAAAGCUUGGUGGAGGAGGAAUAAUGGUCUGGGGCUAUUUUUCAUGUUUCGGGCUAGGGCCACCUUAAUUCUACAGCAUACAAUGACAUUCUAGACGAUUCUAUGCUUCCAACUUUGUGGCAACAGCCUGGGGAAGGCCCUUUCCUGUUUCAGCAUGACAAUGCCCCAGUGCACAAAGUGAGGUCCAUACAGAAAUGGUUUGUCGAGAUCGGUGUGGAAGAACUUGACUGGCCUGCACAGAGCCCUGACCUCAGCCCCGUCGAACACCUUUGGGAUGAAUUGGAACGCAGACUGCGAGCCAGGCCUAAUUGCCCAACAUCAGUGCCCGACCUCACUAAUGCUCUUGUGGCUGAAUUGAAGCAAAUCUCCGCAUAAUGUUCCAAGACCUAGUGGAAAGCCUUCCCAGAAGAGUGGAGGCUGUUAUAGCAGAAAAGGGGGGACCAACUCCAUAUUGAUGCCCAUGAUUUUGGAAUGAGAUGUUCGACGAACAGGUGUCCACAUACUUUUGGUCAUGUAGUGUAUUUCAUCCGUUAAAACAUGUUUAAAUUAUUUAUUUAAAGGUAGACUCAGCGAUAUUACAUAGAUGCAUUAAGUAAACAGCAUAGUAGGUCAAUUUCCGGAACAACUAAGAACGUUGAACAGGCGCAACUUCUCUGCUGUUUUGGUUGCCUGGCUACCACACUGUACCAACGUGAAGUGAACCCGUGCACAUGCGAAUAUACUGUGUAUGACGGUUUGUGAGUGCAGUCUUUCAUCUCACUCAUCUCAAUAUCUGCGGUGCUGCUUGUGGCAAUGUCUUUUCGCUGAGUCUAUCUACCUUUAUGUACAUUAUUUAUUGAAAUGUCUUUUAAAAUACCGGUCCAAUGCAUCCUGGGAUCAGACAUACACACUGGAGAUCUACUAAUGCGUCUAAAGGUUAAGCAGAUGUUCCCCUUAAAUCACCCGGGAAGCCAAAACUGGUAGGGGGUAAUGUGCUCAGAGCAAGUUCAAACAGAGUUGUCUAUUUGAACCUGUAGUCAGCUGGAGUUCCUGGCCCAAAGCCCCUCUCCAUGAUGAUCUACAAAGAUGAUAUAGAGUAGUGUCUGGCAAAGGUGAGGGCCACAAAGGGCUGCCUGCUAGCUUAGUAGUUGUAUAAUUCAAUGUUUCUAUACGCACAUUACUUAAUUACAGUGCCUUCAGAAAGUAUUCACACCCAUUGACCUUUUCCACAUUUUGUUGUUUAGUCUGAAUUUAAAAUUGAUUAAAAAUAAUAACAAUGUGUCACUGGCUUACACACAAUACCCCAUAAUGUAAAAGUGGAUUUAUUUUUAUUUUUAUGUUUACAAAUUGAUACAAAAUAAAAGCUGAAAUGUCUUG
Messenger RNA from Oncorhynchus kisutch (coho salmon), 6493 nucleotides. RefSeq names its product probable G-protein coupled receptor. Gene Ontology annotation, cellular component: plasma membrane; signaling receptor complex; endosome. NCBI's taxonomy places the organism in Eukaryota, Metazoa, Chordata, Actinopteri, Salmoniformes, Salmonidae. Gene Ontology annotation, molecular function: G protein-coupled receptor activity. The record is from RefSeq and is a predicted model, not a curated record. Gene Ontology annotation, biological process: G protein-coupled receptor signaling pathway. Bases 519 to 1814 code for a protein of 431 amino acids. The transcript is spliced from 2 exons.